UUCAUUGACAACCCAAGCUCAAUGUGCAGACAACCACAGGUUUUUCCCAUGAGGCAGGCAAAACAAACAGUGCUGCACACCGAGGAAGCACAUACGCACACCUGAAACAGGCAGAAGAACAGCCAGCAGAAGAUGGAGGCAGUGAAGAAGUGGAGGUCAGGCUGGAGGUAUCCCACAACUCUGCUGUGCAUCUAUGGAUUCUUCAGCACAGUUAAACCACUGGAGCCUUUUCUCAUCCCAUUCAUGACAGGACCGGACAAGAAUCUGACAACUGAAGAGGUUAACAAUCAAAUCUUCCCAGUGUGGACGUACUCCUAUCUGUCCAUACUGGUACCGGUGUUCCUGCUGACCGACUGGCUGCGUUACAAGCCUGUCGUGGUGUUUCAGUCAGUUGUGCUCUUUAUCACUACAUCGCUGCUGCUGUGGACAGAGAGUGUGGCAGCCAUGCAGAUCACGCAGUUCUUCUAUGCGAUGGUGACGGCCAGCGAUGUGGCCUAUUUCUCCUACAUUUACAGUGUGAUAGAUCUGAAGAGGUACAGGAAGGCCACAUCUUACAGCCGCAGUGUCCAGCUCCUGGGCUACACAGUGGGCUCUGUGCUGGGCCAGCUGCUUGUCAGCUUCAACCUCAUGUCCUACAGCAACAUCCUGGUGUUUACUUUGGUUCUCACUGCCAUCGCUGUCCUCACUUCACUCCUCCUGCCAAUGCCGCAGCACAGCAUGUUCUUUCAUCGAAGACAGAAAACAGCAAUGGAGGGAACUGAGACAGAUGGAGAUGGUGUUGUAGAUGCAACAGAACACUCAAGCAGAUCAAAGAUGUCUCUGGAAGAAGUGGGCAAUGAAAAAGAGGACAAAGGAGCCACAGAGGAUGAUACAAAAAAAGGAUGGGAGGGAAACAGGCCCAUGGCUGAGGAACUUGAGGAGACUGUUGGUGCACAGAGCUGCACCCAAGUCCUCCUGCAGCUGUGGAGAGACUUCCGCCAGUGCUACUCCUCCAGACAGCUGCUCUACUGGUCAGUGUGGUGGGCAAUGGCCACCUGUGGCUAUAACCAGACUGUCAACUACGUGCAGGUACUGUGGGAGCAUGUGCAGCCUUCUCAGAACUUCACCAUUUAUAAUGGAGGCGUGGAGGCGGUGUCUAACCUGUUGAGUGCAGCUACAGCGUAUGGUAUAGGCUUCACUGAGGUGGGAUGGGAGCAGUGGGGAGAGCUGGCCCUGGGUGGUUUCUCAGGACUUGGGGCUGCUGCACUGUUCCUCAUGACAUUCAUCGGCAACAUCUGGGUCUGCUACUGUGGUUACGUAAUUUUCAAGAGUCUCUACAUGCUGCUGAUAACAAUAGCCAUGUUUCAGAUUGCAACUGGCCUGUCAAUGGAAAGAUACGCACUGGUCUUUGGGGUAAACACCUUUGGAGCACUGGCUUUACAGACAACUCUCACUUCUAUUGUGGUGGACAGCAGAGGGCUGGCCUUGAGCAUCAUUCCUCAGUUCACCAUAUAUGCCAGCUACUUCUCAGUCAUCGCUGUUGUUUUUACUCUUCGGGGACUGUAUCGCAUUUGGAGCACUAAAAGGAACAAAAAAGAGACACCUUCUUCAGAUCAAAAUGAAUCUCCAAGCUCUAGAGAACACAGUUUCUGAAACUAAAGACAAACCGAGAUAAGCAGUUGUGCUUUUGGUCCACUCAGUAGCCCCAUGCCAGUUUAAAAGCAAAAUGACAAAAGCUUUAAAUUACUGCAAAAUUGUGAAUAGAAAUCUUUUUUUUUUCUCCAUACAAAACAAUAUACAAGGUUUUCCAUACAUCCAUAUAAAUGAA
Molecule: messenger RNA, 1807 nt
Organism: Amphiprion ocellaris (clown anemonefish)
Lineage: Eukaryota; Metazoa; Chordata; Actinopteri; Pomacentridae
Gene: slc19a3a
Product: solute carrier family 19 member 3a
Exons: 7
Coding region: 133-1632 (499 amino acids)
Biological process (GO): transmembrane transport; vitamin transport
Cellular component (GO): plasma membrane
Molecular function (GO): vitamin transmembrane transporter activity
Source: RefSeq, a predicted model, not a curated record